Limanda limanda (common dab) is the source of this 3142-nucleotide messenger RNA. It is a transcript of the gene dis3, whose product is annotated as DIS3 exosome endoribonuclease and 3'-5' exoribonuclease. The record is from RefSeq and is a predicted model, not a curated record. Bases 81 to 2936 code for a protein of 951 amino acids. Gene Ontology annotation, cellular component: nuclear exosome (RNase complex); cytoplasmic exosome (RNase complex). NCBI's taxonomy places the organism in Eukaryota, Metazoa, Chordata, Actinopteri, Pleuronectiformes, Pleuronectidae. Gene Ontology annotation, biological process: rRNA catabolic process. The transcript has 21 exons. Gene Ontology annotation, molecular function: RNA binding; endonuclease activity; 3'-5'-RNA exonuclease activity.
CAUGGGCAUCUAGCUAGCUGCUCGCUUGUGCUGGAGCUGAAAACAUCGGGAUUCAACCUGUGGAGCCUCUGAUCGUCAUCAUGCUGAAGUCUAAAACCUUCGUGAGGAAGACGCGGUCCGGCGGCGUGGUGAAGAUCGUGCGGGAGCAUUAUCUGCGGGAAGAUAUCUGGUGCGGGAGCGAAGCUUGUACCGAGUGCAAACAGGAGUCCACGGUGCUGGAGACAGACGCGUGUCUGGAGAGCAGCCUGUGCUCGUAUCCACAUUAUCUGAUCCCUGACACCAACGUGGUGCUGCACCAGAUUGACGUGUUGGAGGAUCCUGUGAUUCGCAAUGUGAUCAUCCUUCAGACCGUGCUGCAGGAGGUUCGACACCGCAGCGCGCCGGUCUAUAAACGCCUGAAGGACAUCAUACACGAGAAAGAGAAACACGUCUACACAUUUACUAACGAACACCACAGAGAUACAUUUAUUGAACGGGAACCGGGGGAGAGCGCCAACGACCGUAACGACCGUGCAAUCCGCGUGGCAGCCAAGUGGUACAGCCAGCACUUGAAGAAGUUGGAGUCUGAGACGGAGGGUCUCAAGGUGGUCCUCCUCACCAACGACCAAGACAACAAGCGGAAGGCAGAGGAGAGCGGCCUGCUGGCGUACAAAUGUGAAGAGUACAUCAAGAGUUUGAUAGCAAACCCUGAGCUUGUGGAUCGUCUAGCAUUGUCCAAUGAUGACAAGAAUGAAAUCACUAGUAGUAGGGUGUUAUUCCCAGAGCACCUUCCUCUGUCAAGGAUCCAAGCCGGAAUUAAGAGUGGCGCCUUCCUCCAAGGCACCUUCAGAGCCAGCAGAGACAACUACCUGGAAGCCACAGUCUUUGUCCAGGGAGAGGGGGAAGACAGCACAGAGGUUCUUCUUCAGGGUCUUCAGCACCUCAACAGAGCAGUGUACCAGGAUGUGGUAGCUGUGCAGCUCCUGCCCCGAGAUCAGUGGGUGGCGCCCUCGUCAGUCGUGCUCCAGGACGAAGGUGCAGCAAAGGAUGAUGAAGCUGAAGAAGAGGAGGAGGAGAAAGCUUUGAGGUUAUCUGUCGCUGAAGCAGCCAGGAAACCCACAGGGAAAGUAGUGGGCAUCAUCAAAAGGAACUGGAGGCCAUUCUGUGGCAUGCUCAACGUCUCACUUAUAAAAGAGUCAACCCGUCACCUUUUCACCCCGGCAGACCGCCGCAUCCCACGUAUUCGCAUUGAAACACGUCAGGCGUCCACACUGGCGGGCCACAGGAUCCUGGUGUCCAUCGAUGGCUGGCCCAAAGACUCCAGAUAUCCAAAUGGUCACUUUGUGCGCAGCCUGGGCAAUGCAGGGGACAAGGACACAGAGCAGGAGGUGCUGCUACUGGAGCAUGACGUCCCGCACCAGGACUUCUCCCAGGCUGUGCUCAGCUUCCUUCCCAAGAUGCCGUGGGCCAUCACACCAGAGGACAUGGCGAAGAGGGAGGACCUGAGGAACCUGACAGUCUGCAGCGUGGAUCCUCCAGGAUGUACAGACAUAGACGAUGCCCUGCAUUGCAGAGAGCUGGAAAAUGGAAACCUUGAGGUGGGGGUCCACAUCGCUGAUGUCAGUCACUUCAUCAGACCUGGUAACGCUAUGGACAAAGAGGCCGCCAACCGUGGCACCACCGUCUACCUGUGUGGGAAGAGGAUAGACAUGGUCCCUGAGAUGCUCAGCUCCAAUCUCUGUUCACUGCGCUCCAACGUGGAGAGGCUCGCGUUCUCCUGCAUCUGGGAGAUGAACCACAAGGCAGAAAUUGUGAAGACACGGUUCACAAAAAGUGUCAUUAACUCCAAGGCAUCUUUGACCUACGCUGAGGCCCAGAUGAGAAUCGAUGACGCCAGCAGGAAUGACGAUACAACCGAGAGCCUUCGGGGUCUCAACAAACUUGCCAAAAUCCUCAAGAAGCAGAGGAUAGAGAAAGGGGCAUUGACGCUGUCGUCCUUAGAGGUCCGCUUCCACAUCGACAGUGAAACCCACGACCCCAUUGACCUCCAGACCAAAGAACUCAUGGAGACCAACUCCAUGGUGGAGGAGUUCAUGUUGCUGGCCAAUAUUUCAGUCGCCCAGAAGAUUUAUGACGAAUUUUCCGAGUGCGCUAUGCUGAGGAAACAUCCAGCGCCGCCUCCGUCCAACUACGACGUCCUGCUCAAGGCGGCAAAGUCCAAGGAUGUGGAGAUCCACACGGAUUCAGCCAAGGCGCUGGCUGACUCUCUGGACAGGGCCAAAGUGGACGGCUUCCCAUACUUCAACACGCUCCUGCGCAUCUUGGCCACUCGCUGCAUGAUGCAGGCAGUCUAUUUCUGUUCUGGUAUGGACAGCGACUUCCACCACUACGGCCUUGCUUCCCCCAUCUACACACACUUCACAUCACCUAUCAGGAGAUACGCAGAUAUAAUAGUUCACCGCCUGCUGGCAGUGGCCAUAGGAGCAGACAGCACCUACCCAGAUUUAAUGGACAAACACAAGCAGUCAGCCCUCUGCAACAACCUCAACUACAGACACAAGAUGUCUCAGUAUGCCCAGAGGUCGUCUGUGGCCUUCCACACACAGUUGUUCUUCAAGAGCCGAGGCAUUCUUAACGAAGAGGGAUAUAUUCUGUUCGUGAGGAAAAACGCGAUCAUUGUACUCAUCCCUAAGUUUGGCCUGGAAGGAACAGUCUUCUUUGACAGCAAAGACAAAACCGCCCCGAACCUUGUUUUCGAUGAAGAGAUUCCCUCUCUGACCAUAGAGCAGCACACCUUCCACAUAUUUGACAAGGUGAAGGUCACAAUCAGCCUGGACGAAUCCAAUGUUCAGCACCAGAAGAUCCGCAUGUCUCUGAUCCAACCUGUGAUCCCUGGUGUGAGUGUUCCAGCCCCUGUCGUUGAACCACAGGCCAAGAAACCCAAACUGGAACAGUGACAGAAAGAUUCUCAGGAACACCAGAUCAAGAAAUCCUGCAUGUCUAUAAAAGAGUCUCCUUGCGCUUUUUGAUGCAGGGGCGUAAAUAACUGUUUUACUUAAAGCACAUAAUCCAUUUUUUUGUCCUUUUUAUGAUUUAGACAAGGAAAAGUCAUCAAUGCACUAUAACUUGUCUUGCAACAGCAAAGUAGACAAUUGAAUCAUUA